Eublepharis macularius is the source of this 1395-nucleotide messenger RNA. RefSeq names its product mitogen-activated protein kinase 10 (gene MAPK10). The transcript is spliced from 12 exons. Bases 1 to 1395 code for a protein of 464 amino acids. Gene Ontology annotation, cellular component: cytoplasm; nucleus. Gene Ontology annotation, molecular function: ATP binding; JUN kinase activity. Lineage: Eukaryota; Metazoa; Chordata; Lepidosauria; Squamata; Eublepharidae. The record is from RefSeq and is a predicted model, not a curated record. Gene Ontology annotation, biological process: JNK cascade; protein phosphorylation.
AUGAGCCGCCACUUCUUAUACUUCUGCAGUGAACCUACCCUGGAUGUGAAGAUUGCCUUUUGUCAGGGAUUCGGGAAACAAGUGGAUGUGUCGUAUAUUGCCAAAUAUUACAAUAUGAGUAAAAGCAAAGUUGACAACCAGUUCUACAGCGUGGAAGUGGGUGACUCAACCUUCACAGUUCUCAAGCGCUACCAGAACUUGAAGCCGAUCGGCUCUGGGGCUCAGGGAAUAGUUUGCGCUGCAUAUGAUGCUGUUCUCGACAGAAAUGUGGCCAUCAAGAAGCUCAGCAGGCCGUUUCAAAAUCAAACGCACGCUAAGCGAGCUUACAGGGAGCUAGUCCUCAUGAAGUGUGUGAACCACAAAAACAUUAUCAGUUUAUUAAAUGUCUUCACGCCACAGAAAUCUCUGGAGGAAUUCCAGGAUGUUUAUUUAGUAAUGGAGCUGAUGGAUGCCAACUUGUGCCAAGUGAUUCAGAUGGAGCUAGACCACGAGCGAAUGUCUUACCUGCUGUACCAAAUGCUUUGCGGCAUCAAGCACCUUCAUUCUGCGGGAAUCAUACACAGGGAUUUAAAACCAAGUAAUAUUGUGGUAAAAUCUGACUGCACAUUGAAGAUUCUGGAUUUUGGACUAGCCAGGACAGCGGGCACUAGCUUCAUGAUGACUCCAUAUGUUGUCACACGUUAUUACAGAGCACCGGAAGUCAUCUUGGGAAUGGGCUACAAGGAGAACGUUGACAUGUGGUCAGUAGGGUGCAUCAUGGGAGAAAUGAUCAAAGGUGCCGUGUUGUUUCCAGGCACUGAUCAUAUUGACCAGUGGAAUAAGGUAAUCGAACAGCUGGGAACGCCUUGUCCGGAAUUCAUGAAGAAACUCCAGCCCACAGUACGGAACUACGUGGAAAACCGACCUAAAUACGCAGGCCUCACUUUCCCCAAACUUUUCCCGGACUCUCUCUUUCCAGCCGAUUCAGAACACAACAAACUCAAAGCUAGCCAAGCCAGGGACCUUUUGUCAAAGAUGCUAGUGAUUGACCCAGCCAAGCGGAUAUCAGUGGAUGAAGCCUUACAGCAUCCGUACAUUAAUGUUUGGUAUGACCCCGCAGAAGUGGAGGCGCCACCUCCGCAGAUAUAUGAUAAGCAGCUGGAUGAAAGAGAACACACAAUUGAAGAGUGGAAAGAAUUAAUCUACAAGGAAGUAAUGAAUUCUGAAGAAAAGACUAAAAAUGGUGUAGUAAAAGGACAGCCUUCUCCUUCAGGUGCAGCAGUGAACAGCAGCGAAAGCCUCCCUCCAUCCUCAUCCGUCAAUGACAUUUCCUCCAUGUCCACGGACCAGACCCUGGCAUCGGACACUGACAGCAGUUUGGAAGCCUCUGCAGGACCCCUCGGUUGUUGCAGGUGA